Molecule: messenger RNA, 971 nt
Organism: Camelus dromedarius (Arabian camel)
Lineage: Eukaryota; Metazoa; Chordata; Mammalia; Artiodactyla; Camelidae
Product: large ribosomal subunit protein eL34-like
Exons: 1
Coding region: 20-496 (158 amino acids)
Biological process (GO): translation
Cellular component (GO): ribosome; cytosolic large ribosomal subunit
Molecular function (GO): structural constituent of ribosome
Source: RefSeq, a predicted model, not a curated record
GUAUCCAGAGGCAUUCAGAAUGGUCCAGUGUUUGACAAACCAUCGUAGGCUGUCCUACAAUGCAGCCUCUAACAAAACUAGGCUGUCCCGAACCCCUGGUAACAGAAUUGUUUACCUUUAUACCAAGAAAGUUGGGAAGGCAUCAAAAUCUGCAUGUGGCGUGUGCCCAGGCCGACGUCGAGGAGCCCACAUCGUGAGACCUAACGUUCUUACGCGACGGUCUAAAACAAGGAAGCACCUCAGCCGGGCUUGUGGUGGCUCCACGUGUGCUCCACGCGUCUGUGACAGGAUCAAGGAUGCUUUCCUUAUUGACGAGCAGAAAGUCAUUGUGAAAGUGUUGAAAUCACGAGCACAGAGUCAGAAAGCUAAAUUUAAAAAUGAAGCUUUUUUGAGUAAUAAAAAAGUGAAAAAGAGGGGGAAAAAAGAAACAUUUAGUCCUUGGCAGAGGGGUGGGAAAGGUUUCCACAAAACCUGGGGGAAGCAGAAUCAGCCGUGAUGGAGGAAGGCAGGAGAGCUGAAAGCACCCUCCCUCAGCCCCUCCUCCCCCUGCAGGGGAUUCCACGUUGCACCCUGGGAGUUCCCCGUCUGGUUCUGGGUUAAACACCUGGGGCUGAAUUAGGCCAACAGUGCAUGACAGAUGUGAGCCUUCUCAUCCGCGGGCCAGCCCCGGGCUCUGCGAACUCUUCUCUGCCCAGCUCCUCCUGGCCCAGAGCUGGAGGCUUAGCUGGCAUAACGUUACCAAGCCGGGGGGGAGGGAAACCUGGAGGCUGGGAGAGUGAUUAUAGCUCCUGAACCUGAGAAGCCUCCCUGCUUUGUCCCCUUCCACCAGGCCUAGAACCUUCCGGGCUCAUUCCCUUGACAGCUCAGCAGAAACUCUUGCGAGUUUCGUUUUGUUUUGAACCGUCUUGUUGUUGCCUUACGUUGACCCAUCAGCUAAGAGGUGGGAAGAAGGACAGCGUUCCCUCCUUGUC